Physcomitrium patens is the source of this 4036-nucleotide messenger RNA. Its product is annotated as protein TPLATE. NCBI's taxonomy places the organism in Eukaryota, Viridiplantae, Streptophyta, Bryopsida, Funariales, Funariaceae. The record is from RefSeq and is a predicted model, not a curated record. Gene Ontology annotation, biological process: endocytosis.
AAGAGAGGCAGGAAUGUGAGUAAAUCGCUCUCUCUUCGCAAGAUCGAUGCCCAACAAUGGCGACGUAGGGUUUUAAUCUUUCGCAUGGGCUGCAUUGUAGCCAGUAUGUGUGUAAAUUUUCGUAGGAUGCGAGAGGAAUAAGGUUCUGUGAUUGAGCAUUGUCUUGUAGUAUUAUUUUUCGCAAUGUGAGGUUAGAAUCCAAGGAGCGGCGGUGAUGCUUGCGAAGGGGGGCAGUCUCGUCGAAGAUUGGUGCCGCAUGAGAGCGUGUUGGAUUUGGUGUUCGAUCUGCGAUAGUGUUGUUGUUGAAUGUGUGUCGUGGAUCGGGAAAGAGGUUGGCGUGACUGUUUGUGAGUGAUGGAUCAUGUGUUCGCUUCAAUAAGGGCAGAGCUCGCGUCGAAUGACGGGAUUCGUCAAGCGCAAGCUCUGCUGCUGGCGCUGCAGCAUGCAGCCGGUGGAAAGGACAUUUCCUCAAUUGCAAGCGCAGCGUGCGAGCAGAUAAUUGCCAGUCCCGCGAGUGCGGUGUGCAAGAAGUUGGCGUUUGAUUUGAUCCGGUGCACUCGCCUGACGGCCGAUCAGUGGGAAGUAGUGUGCCGCGGGAUCCAAAACGACUUCAAUUUCCCUGACUCCGAUGUCACGGCGGCGGCCGUGUCUUUUUUAUCGGCUAUUCCUUCCUGGUGGUUUGGGAAGUUUAUCACGGAUAUUAGCAAGGAGAUUUCGAACUGUCUUGUACACGAUAACCCGAACUUGCGAUAUGCGAUCGUGGAAACGCUCGGGUGCUUGCUUGCUCGUGACGAUGUCGUUAAUCUUUGCGUUACGACUCCUGCAUUGUUGGAAAGAGUGGGGGGAUGGUGGCGCCAGAUCGGAGAAAGUAUGUUGCAUCCCUCGGACGCUGUUGCGAGAAUUGCUUCUGAAGGUGUGGGACGCUUGUUUUUGGAGUUCAGUACGAAGAAGCUGAGUAGAUUAGCGGGGGAUAAGCUGGCUCCGAGUGAGGAUUCUCUCGCUAUUCGAGCUAGCUGGGUGGUGGCUAUGUGUAGGUUCGUUUGGGAGAAGCGGGAUUUGUUGAUGGCUCGUUCAAAGGUGUUGACGACUGAUAGCUUUCGCGCAACAGUCUUCCCUCUCGUAUUUUCGGCAAAAGCUGUGGCUACUAGAAUGGUGGAAGAUAUGCAGAAACUAUCAGGUUAUCGGGGAACCCCUCGCGUGGCAGUCGAACAGAGAGAUUUUCGCAAUGCUGAGCACAUCCUGGGGAUUUCUGAUGUUGUCUCUCACCUUAUGCCCUAUUUAUUUGUCCUCGACCCUGCAUUACUGUAUGAAGUCAGUGUCAACCUCCUCUCUUUGGCUGACGUACCUGGAGGAAAGCCAGAGUGGGCGUCGGCACCGAUCACUGCUCUCUUAACUCUGUGGGAUCGACAAGAAUUUAAUGCGGGUAGGGAAAGCAUUGUUCGAGCGGUAGUAAAGAACCUUCAGCUUCUGGAUUUACACCUCCAGGUUUCGCUCUUCAAGCGGCUUCUUUUGAUGGUUAGGAAUCUCAGAGUGGAGGCAGAUCGCAUGCAUGCACUUGCUUGCAUUUGCCGGACUGCUCUUAGUGUGGACCUGUUUGCUAAAGAAAGUGUUAGGAGAGGUCAGAAACCUCUACAGAACACUAACAUAGCUGCAUUGUUUGAGGAUGCGAAACUCAGAGAAGAUCUGGCAAGCAUCAAUAGUGAAAGCCUUUUUCGCGAAGAGUUAGUUGCUUGUCUUGUUGAGAGCUGUUUUCAGCUCUCUGUCCCUCUUACUCGAAUGAAAACUACAGGUCCUGAGAGCCGUGUCAUUGGAGCUUUGAAUUAUGGUAUAGUUUCAGGCGCGAUGAGCUGGACUCAGUCAGCUCUUGAAGUUGUUGAGGUUUGCCGACCCUGUGUGAAGUGGGACUGUCAAGGCCGGACAUAUGCUAUGGACUGUUAUUUGAAGUUGCUAGUGCGUUUGUGCCAUAUCUACGAUACUGUUGGAGGAGUGAAGAAGGCUAAAGAUGGUGCAUCACCUGAACAAAUCCAGGCGGAGAUCCGGUUGCAAGCCUUGCAAAAGCAACUCGUGAAAGACCUCAGCGAGGUUACAACUGCAAGAUUAAGAGCGCGUUUUAUAUGGGCUUUGGCGGAGCACUUUGAUCUUGAAAGUCUGGACCCACUGCUUGCAGAUGAUCCUGAAGAUCCUCUCAAUAUUAUUAUUGAUCACAUUCACAAAGUCAUUUUUAAUACAGAUUCCACUGCAACCAUCAUCAACAGGUUACAGGAUGUUCAGGCUUUGCUUGUUUGCUCAGAGCACCUAGGUUCAAGAAACUUAAGAGCAGCACAAAUGCUGAAAACAGAACUUGAAGAGUUCAGAAAUAGUGCUUUGGCAGACUCUGUCAAUAAACAUCAAUGCCGCCUCAUCCUACAGAAGCUCAAAUAUAUAUCCAAUCAUCCUGACAACAAGUGGGUGGGAAAUUCAGGUUCUACAGGAGACUAUCCAUUCACUCACCACAAGCUUUCCGUUCAGUACUUUGAUGUAUCGGCGGCUCAGGAUCGUAAGCUCGAAGACCUAGUUCACACUGCUGUUCAGGAGCUUUGGAGACCUGCACAAAGUGAACUUACCUUGGCUACGUCUGGUAUGACUUAUUUGAAGGCUGCUCCUAUGCCCAAAACUUUGUCAGGAAGCAGUGAUCCUUGCUUUGUCGAGGCGUAUCAUUUGACUGAUCCACACGAGAAGAGGUUAACACUACAUCUAAAGAUUCUUAAUUUGACUGAGCAAGAACUCAAGCGGGUGGAUGUGCGAGUUGGGCUAAUUGGCGCGCUCCGAUUUAUGGACGGGUCUGCUCAGGGUGUCCGCCAACUACAGCAGCUGCACACACAGGACCCAGUUUUAUCUAGCGUUACUGUUGGAGUAUCAAGGUUUGAACGCUGCUCCCUGUGUGUACAAGUCUUGUACUAUCCAUUCUUUGGUGGAGUUGGAUUAGCCAAUGGAGAGGAAGGCGAGCCAGCCCCAGAGGAAGGAAGUCAUAAUGCAAAGCUGCGGAAAAAUUACUCAUCCGAGUACGGGGAACCAGUGAUCUUACGGUGUGGAUUAUAUCGGCUACCUCUCAUUGAACUUCUGGUUCCAUAUGCUCUCUCACCCGUGGAAUUUUUCAGGCUGUGGCCAAGCCUGCCUGCGAUAGUCGAAUACACUGGGGCUUACACUUAUGAAAGUGUAGGGCUGAAAGCAGCAACCGUGUCUGGAGGGUACAUGGAACCCGCUGUUUUACCUGUUCUUUCAGGAUUGAAAGCUUUAUCAUCCAAGCCUUUCCAUAAAGUGUGCUCUCAUGUCUUGCGGACCGUGGCAGGAUUUCAGAUUUGCUAUGCUGCUAAGUCCUGGUACGGGGACCUAGUGGGAAUGAUGAUCUUUGGAACAAGUGAAGUUAGUGGAGAUGUGGAUCUUGGUGAAGAAACGAAGACUAUGGUAUGCAAGUUUGUGGUGAGGUCAUCGUCAGGCAAACUUGUGGAUGAGAUUGGUGCUGAUGUUCAAACAUGGCUUGAUGAUUUGACCGACAAUGCUCUGCGGGGGGUCUCUGACAAGGAAGUAGAGGCUGCCGCUGCUGAAAAACUUAAGAGAUUGAUUGAGAUUUUGAACGUUAUUAGAGCUAAGCCACCACCUCAGGCGGAACCUGAACUAGACUCGGAUUCAGAAGAUGACAGUUUGCUGCCAGGCUUGGAAACAAAGCCGAAGAAAAAACCCACCACCCUCUUUCUUCCUUCUCCUGAAGAUAUGGAGCAUCAGGCAUUACAAUCAGCUGUGCUGCAUGAGUGGCAUAAAUUUCGUCUUCAGCAAGCUGUAAAUUAGAUCAGGAUCUCAUAUUGGGUAUUCUGUCAUCCAUUCAUCUUAUAGACAUUUCUUUUGAUUAGUAUUUAGUUUAGAUAUGUCCCAAUUUGAGUGAAACAUUCCAACAACCCAAAUGUAGAAAUUUGGUAACAGUGAGUCCCUCUGUUGAUUCUUGUUUCGCGGCUAGGUUUUACCGUUUCAAUAAGAGCACAUUAACAGCAGUUACGCUGAA